Molecule: messenger RNA, 722 nt
Organism: Onthophagus taurus
Lineage: Eukaryota; Metazoa; Arthropoda; Insecta; Coleoptera; Scarabaeidae
Source: RefSeq, a predicted model, not a curated record
ACUUCUGUUUUCUUUAUAUCCACCUAAAUAACAACAGAUUAGAUAAGAUACAGGCCUUAAAAUAUUAGUGAUUUCGAUUUCGCAUCAAAUCGAAUCCCUAUCUCAUUACAAAUGUGAACAUUAAAAAUGAAAUUUAACGCAACAUAUUUUCGUAGUAAAUCAGGCGUACUUAGUUCCGCUUUAUUGUUUUUAUUAUUAAUUAGUUUUAUAUGUAUAGUGGCAACUGGACAAAGUUCAGGAACACAAGCCGCUUUUCUAAUAGCAACAAUCGUAGGAUUUAUUGUCACGGGAUUUUUUAUGGCAGUUAGGUUAUUUGGUUUAGAUGAAACUUUCAAGUUACCAUGGGUUUUUUAUGAAUUUAUCUAUGUGAUUAUUUGGGCAAUCUUCUUUUUGGUAGUUGCAGCUUUAGCGUUAGAUUUUGGAGGAAGUUAUAUUGCGGCAGGAAUAUUUGGUCUUUUUACUUGUUUUGUGUACAUUGCAAAAAUUGCUUUUAUUUAUAUGACAGAAGUGAUUAAGCAAAAUGAAACACCACCUCCAUAUCCAACAAUUUAGGUAAUUCUUUGGAAUAAUUUUUGUAAAAAGCUACGAUCUGUUCUUAAAAGAAUUCUGUUUUAUUAAUUCAUAGUAUCUGAAGCUACGAUGCUAAUGUAUUCCUUUUACCUGGGGUAACACUUUAAUUUUACGAGCUGUUAAAAGAAAUAAACAAAACAUUUUAAUAUAAA